Molecule: messenger RNA, 3005 nt
Organism: Populus trichocarpa (black cottonwood)
Lineage: Eukaryota; Viridiplantae; Streptophyta; Magnoliopsida; Malpighiales; Salicaceae
Product: E3 ubiquitin-protein ligase WAV3-like
Exons: 2
Coding region: 475-2619 (714 amino acids)
Source: RefSeq, a predicted model, not a curated record
UCUCAAAAUCUCAACACAUCGACAACAAAGGUCAAAACUCAAAAUCCUUAAAUCUCUCUAAAAGCCUACUUGUCUCUCUCUCUCUAACUCCCUCUUCAAUGGCGGCCAAGAAGAACACCACGAGAGGGCUUGGACUACUCUUAAGCCACCCAUUUCUCAUUCUGUGUCUGAGAAUCAGUCACUUCCUUUGACAUUUUUUUUAGCCUUGCAAAACCCAAAAUUUUCUCUCUAGAAUAUAUAACACCACAAAACAAAAACAAGACCUCCCUCCACUAAUCUCUCUCUCUUUCGGUCUUGGUUUCUGUGUUCCAUUCUACUUUUGUUGAAAACCCAUCACUUUUCUCUAUCAUUCCAAGAAAGAAAACACAAAAAGGAAGCAUCUUGGAGUUUCAAAGGCUUUCACUUUGAGAUCUGUAUUUUUUCUUGGGUGUGUGUUCUUGCUUUGGUUAGCUAAGAAAGAUUAUUGAAGUAAAAAUGGGAAGUAAAUGGAGAAAAGCAAAGCUGGCUUUGGGUUUAAAUCUUUGUGUUUAUGUACCUAGAACUCUAGAUGACUCAGCAGCACCUUCAAGUGAAAGAUUAUCUGAUGCUGCUUUGCUUUCACCAAAAAAUUGGGAUUCUAGACCAAUGACACCGACACCAUCUUCGCAUGGGUUACGGUUGGCCAAGAGUGGAAGCAAAUCAUCCAAGCAAACCUGCUCGAUAUGCCUGGCCAAGAUGAAACAAGGUGAUGGACAUGCGAUUUUUACUGCAGAGUGCUCACAUUCCUUCCAUUUCCACUGCAUUUCUUCAAAUGUGAAACAUGGCAACCAACUUUGUCCAGUUUGCAGAGCGAAAUGGAAAGAAAUCCCCUUUCAGGCACCAACUUUGGAUCCACUGCCUGGGAGAGCAUCAGCGGGUUGGCCUCAAACUGAUGCUUUGAUGACUAUGGUCCACCGAUUACCUCCCCCGCCACGUCGAGAUCUUAAUCGGCGACAUGUGUCAUUGCUGCAGGCUCCUGAACCUAGUGUUUUCGAUGAUGAUGAAUCCUUAGAUCUCCAACCUGCAUCCUCUGAGAGAAGCUCCGGCAAUAAAAAUGAUGCAGGCCACAAUCCUGCUAAAACAGUUGAGAUCAAAACGUACCCAGAAGUGUCAGCUGCAUCAUGUUCUAAUUCUUACGAUAACUUCACUGUCUUGGUCCAUAUCAAAGCUGCUGCAACAGUUGGAAGAUUAAACCCCAGAGGAAACCAGGCUAGCUUGCCUCAACUAUCUCAAACUCCACGUGCUCCGGUUGAUUUAGUCACAGUGCUUGACAUCAGUGGUAGCAUGGCAGGUACAAAGCUGGCAUUGCUAAAACGAGCAAUGGGGUUUGUUAUUCAGAACCUUGGUUCCAAUGACAGGCUCUCGGUUAUUGCCUUUUCUUCUACUGCUCGCCGCCUCUUUCCCCUUCGUAGAAUGUCUGACACAGGUCGGCAGCAUGCACUUCAAGCAGUCAACGCUUUGGUUGCGAAUGGUGGGACCAACAUUGCUGAAGGUCUGAGAAAGGGAGCCAAGGUAAUGGAAGACCGAAGGGAAAAGAAUCCUGUGGCAAGUAUUAUACUGCUAUCUGAUGGGCAGGAUACUUAUACUGUCAGUGGUAAUGGUGGUAACCAACCUCAACCAAACUACCAGCUGCUCCUCCCUGUGUCGAUUCAUGGUGGUGACAAUGCUGGAUUCCAGAUUCCGGUGCAUGCUUUUGGCUUUGGCGCUGACCAUGAUGCUUCAUCAAUGCAUUCCAUUUCUGAAAUUUCUGGAGGCACCUUCUCUUUUAUUGAGACUGAAGCUGUUAUCCAGGAUGCAUUUGCACAGUGCAUUGGGGGUCUUCUAAGUGUCGUUGUGCAGGAGUUGCAAGUGGGAGUUGAGUGUAUGCACCCUAGUGUCCACCUUGGCUCAUUGAAAGCAGGAAGUUACCCUAGUCGUGUGAUGGUUGAUGCCCGCUCUGGGUUUAUAGAUGUUGGAGAUUUAUAUGCUGAUGAAGAGAGAGAUUUCCUGGUUUCGGUCAAUGUUCCAGCAGAGCCUUCCAGGAAUCAAACAUCACUGCUAAAGGUGAGAUGUGCAUACAGGGAUCCUUUAACUAAAGAAAUGGCAACAUUAGAAAGUGAAGAAAUUAAACUUGAAAGACCUGAAAUAUCUGGAGAAGCAAUAGUGUCAAUUGAAGUGGAUAGGCAACGCAACAGGUUCCAAGCAGCUGAAGCAAUGUCACGGGCAAGAACCACAGCUGAACGAGGAGAUCUAGCUGGUGCAGCUUCUAUCCUUGAAAACUGUCGAAUGUUAUUGUCAGAAACUGUGUCAGCUAAGUUCCAUGAUCGAUUAUGUAUUGGACUAGAUGCUGAGCUCAAGGAGAUGCAAGAAAGGAUGGCAAGCAGACAUGUAUACGAGGCAUCUGGGAGAGCGUAUAUUCUAUCAGGCCUCAGCUCGCACUCAUGGCAAAGAGCAACUGUGAGAGGAGACUCCACUGAUGGUUCAAGUCUUGUUCAAUCUUAUCAAACCCCAUCAAUGACGGAGAUGCUCGCUCGAUCUCAGGCUACAUUCCUGGGCAGUCCAUCAACUCAGAGGCUUGUUCAACCAUCAUGGUCAUUUGGAUCACAACCAAAGCCAAGGUGAUUUUAGGACCAUCGCGGGCAUUGUCUUCAAGUAGCCUUUUUCAGUGCCUUCCCUUUUUGUUUUCACAUAUUAUUUGGGGUUAAGGGGAUAAAAUUGGAGAGAUAAGAAGAGUUUUUUGUACUGUGAUUUUGCUGAUGUCACGUGUAAAUGAAUAAAAACUGGGGAAAAGUGUGGGGGGAUAUAUUUGAGAGGAAAGAGAAAAGGAACACUAGGUAGGUUUUACAACUUUUGCUCUCUUAUUUGUGUUGAUGGGGGUGAUGUACAUAAGGAGCAACGGUACUUUCUCUGGGAUAACUGGGUAUAAGUUUGUAAUUGUGGAGAUGGUUGGGGUGAAGUUUUCGCCUAAUAUAGUUUACCUGCUCUCAAUUCUUUUCAGAGAGUGUUAA